Messenger RNA from Culex pipiens pallens (northern house mosquito), 851 nucleotides. RefSeq lists its product as uncharacterized. The record is from RefSeq and is a predicted model, not a curated record. The coding region runs from base 98 to 457 and encodes 119 amino acids. The transcript has 2 exons. NCBI's taxonomy places the organism in Eukaryota, Metazoa, Arthropoda, Insecta, Diptera, Culicidae.
CCUUGUCCCGCGUCACCCAGGCUUCGUCGAUUGCGAUAAAUAAUUCAGAUUCCAGUUCUAGACUGCAAGUUGCAGUCGUAUAACUUAAAUCUUGGCAAUGGGUACGGUAAUCGCUCUGAUGGUGAUCCUCAGCAUCGUGAUCAACGGGCCUAGCGGGCACACCUUCGCCGCACCUGUUCAGAACCCCGAGGCCGAACACCCCCCAACCAGUCCCGACGUCGUUCGGCUGGUGCACUACCUAACCUACCUGCUGGACUACAUCAUCCGGCACUACGUUCCGGACUGGAGCCUGCACCCCAACCAGAACGCAACCCACUACUUCGAGGAGGCCAUCCUCGAAGGUCGCACCGAUGAGCCCCGCCAGGACGGCGUGAAAAGACCGGCCAAACCUGACGACGUCACGGCCGAAAAGACGAUUCAAGUGGUGGAUCAACUCAGUCAUGAAAUCAAGCCGUAACCUUCGCGGUCCCAUCCAUAAAAGUCAAUAAACCUAAAAGCUAUUCUCACCUUUUGAAACACCCUAAAAAAACGGGUGGUCGACUUUCGGCGAGAAAGAAAACUUGAAUUUGGUCGCGAUUUGCAUAAGGCAGUCCGCGGUGACCUUUGGGCUCGGAGGGGGAGACCUUUUCACCGGGCGCGACUAAAACCGGUUGAUCUUAAUGAUCUACCGAGUUCGAUUUGGUCGUGCAAUAUGUGUGUGUGUGUGGGUUGAGGUUCAUCGACAUUUUGACUGGGAGGGCCUUUGGGAUCAAUCAAUGUGGACAGCCGGUUGACACAAACUUGUUUGAGAUUUCAUGUCGAUUGAUUUGUGAGAAAAAAGCGUUCAUCGUAGUGUUGAUUUUGACCUUGAA